AUGGCUCUCCCUUCCGCAGUGGUGAUGACCGUGUCUACCUUUGUGACUGGUGCCAGGAGUAAAUGGGAUAAGAACACACUGGACUGUCGCUACCGCUCAUUGAGCAUGUCUCUGACCAUCAAUACCUUUGCCUUCUUCAUCACCACCAUCGUCAUCACUACCAUCACCAUCACAAUGACGGUCUUUGUCCGGUCUCAGGGAACCCGGCGGGAGCAGCCGGGCGGGAGCCCCGGCGCGGCCCUGACGCUGUCUCCUCCUCCAGGUUUGGCUGUGCAUCAGAUCAUCACCAUCACCGUCUCCCUCAUCAUGGUCAUCGCUGCCCUCAUCACAACUCUUGUCUUAAAAAAUUGCUGCGCCCAAAGCGGGAACACCCGGAGGAACAGCCACCAGCGCAAGACCAACCAGCAGGAGGAGAGCUGCCAGAACCUGACGGACUUCACCCCGGCCCGGGUGCCCAGCAGCAUGGACAUCUUCACGGCCUACAACGAGACGCUGCAGUGCUCCCACGAGUGUGUCCGGGCGUCCGUGCCCGUGUACACCGACGAGACGCUGCACCCCUCGGGGGAGUACAAGUCCACGUUCAAUGGGAACCGGUCCUCCUCUGCUGACCGGCAUCUCAUCCCUGUGGCCUUUGUGUCUGAGAAGUGGUUUGAAAUCUCCUGCUGACUGGCAGAAGGCUUUUUUACCUCCUGGGGGCAGGGCGGACGCCACGUGUCUGCUUCAGGAUUCCGUUGGUGAACCUGUAAAAACAAAACAAACAAAAACACAAAACCUAAAACUAAACUCUCCGAGGGGGAGGUCCCGCACCUCCCACUUCUGUUUGCCGGUGGGAAAAGCCGCAGCAGGAUGCUCUAGGCCAAAUCUAUUUUUGUAAAAAUUGCUCACGCCUAUGGGUGACUGCCUUCUUCCAGAGUUUUCUUUGGAGAACAGAAAGAAGAAAUGCAAGAAGGGGGACCGGAGACAGAGGGAGGCCAAGAGGAAAGGACAGGAGGCCACCAAAGCCUGGGAUUUGUACCACGAUUCUGAACCUGUGCCAAUAAUACCAUUAUGUGCCAUGUACUGACCGAGAGCCUCGGCCCAGAGCCGGAGCCGAGCAGAUCACGUGUCGAAAUCUUACAGAAAACAGGGGUGGGGUUCUCUUCCGAUAGAGUCACUAUUUCUGGUUAAUAUACAUAUAUAAAUAUAUAAAUACCAACAGACACACACACGCACACGCACACGCACACACAAACACACACACACUUUUUUUGUACUGUAGCAAUUUUUGAAGACCUCCAAUGUUCCUUUUUAAAAAGAUUUGUGUUAUAGGUUACAAAAUCCAAUUUAUUUAACAUGCUUAGUACGAACAAAAUAAACUGGUAUUUUCUACUCUGGCAACCUCACACGCAUAGCGCGUACACGCACACACACACCCCUGCACACACACUCACACACGCAUAUAUACGCCUAUAUUGGAAAUACAGUUCCACAGGUGAGCAUAGUCUUCAUUCUUCCUGGUGACCUGGUGUUUCGUGCAUCUUGGGGGACAGCCUCGGCCCAGGCGACGAGGCCCUGAGUGACAUAGAUACUUGCUGAGUGCCACCAACGUGCGAUUUGUCAUCCGGGGCCAGAAUGAAGAACACCACGGUUUUCUAUACAUAUGUACACACCUGUGCACCCAUGUUCCCCUCUGCACUCAGUUGUUGGAAGAUGCGACCUAACGGCUGCGCGCACAUUGGCGUGGCUGGCUGCCGAGAAGGGGCCUGGCCCCAGGCUGGGUGGGCGGUGGGUUCCUGGACAUCUGUGUUAUACAGCAUAGACUGAAUUAAAGAAAUUUUCCAGUUCCAAACA
Messenger RNA from Ictidomys tridecemlineatus (thirteen-lined ground squirrel), 1830 nucleotides. The record is from RefSeq and is a predicted model, not a curated record. NCBI's taxonomy places the organism in Eukaryota, Metazoa, Chordata, Mammalia, Rodentia, Sciuridae.